Effrenium voratum is the source of this 1209-nucleotide messenger RNA. NCBI's taxonomy places the organism in Eukaryota, Dinophyceae, Suessiales, Symbiodiniaceae. The record is from the annotation of a GenBank genome assembly.
AUGUGGCCUUCCUUCCCCUCUCGCGAGGACAAGGCCCGCGAGCGGGUGCGCGAAUCCUUCCGGCACCUGAUCCACGAGGUGCCUUCUGCCACCCACGAUGCCCGGCAGUGGCCUAAGCUGGAUCAGCUGGCUGACGAGGAGCUGCUGCCGGAGUACUUGCAGGCCACCUCGGGGCUGCGAGAGCUGCUGUCCAAUGAGCUGCAACAUGCUCGGCCGAUGCAGGCGGCCAGCAUCGCGGCGCAUCUGCGGAUGUAUGUGGACCUGGUGCAGAGCGACCACUUCAGCAUCUCCUUGGCCCGAGAGGCCUUCGAGGACAGCCACGCAGCGCAGCUCUGCGAAGCCUUCGGGGCGGCGGCACAGGACUUGGCGGGGGAGAUGCCCUGCGGGAACCUCUCCAGCGCGCUGGAUGCCGCGGAGCUGGCGAUCCAAGAGCGCCAGGAGGCGGUGAUGAAGGACUUCCACCUGGACCAGGCCUUCCUCAGCCGGCUGAAGCAGUGCUUCCAGCGGAAGCGCCAGGAGCUUGAGCUCAUCAACCAGGAGCUGGUCCUCGCAGAGUGGGAGAAGGAGGUGCAGCAGGCCGCCAGCACUGGCGGCUGCUUCUUCCUCUCUAAGCUUGCCGCGUCGGUCCCGCGGUACAAGCAGAGCUACGGCGCGGCCUUCACCAAGGUGGAGGCCAAGGCCAAGGCGUAUGCCCAGCAGAUGCAGCGCACGCGCUUCACGGGGUGUGUGGUGCUGCGGCAUCUGCUUUUGCCCAUCCUGCCCUGGUUAGCUUGGCCCGUCAUCAAUCUCUACAUCAGGCAGGGCGUCCUGCAGGCCGUCCUCACCAUGAUGCUGCAUGGGGUGGUGCUGGCAGGCGUCUACUCGAUUCUGCAGUCCCUGGGGCGCUUGCCUUACUACCUGGACCUGGAAUACCCGGUGCUCCAGCACCAUUCAGGCUUGCAGGAGCUGGUGCUGAGGGCGCCGCAGAUCCCCUGGGCCUUCCUCGCCAGCGCCAGCGCCUUCGUCGGCUGGAUCCGCGUGGCUUGGCUCUUCUCGGUCCAGAUCUUCAGGCCUGUGGAGGUCAGAACCAUAGGGCAGCUGUCCAACCUCGAGCUGAAGCUGAACACCAUCAUGGAGCGAUCGCAGGCGGACCUCAAGGAGAAGGUGGUCACCGCGGCGCUGGAUGCGGCGCUCCACAUCGAUGGCGCGGAGCUCCAGCGCCACAGGUGA